This is a messenger RNA of Photinus pyralis (common eastern firefly), 892 nucleotides long. RefSeq names its product eukaryotic translation initiation factor 4E type 2 (gene eIF4EHP). Gene Ontology annotation, molecular function: RNA 7-methylguanosine cap binding; translation initiation factor activity. The transcript has 5 exons. Gene Ontology annotation, biological process: translational initiation. Gene Ontology annotation, cellular component: cytoplasm; eukaryotic translation initiation factor 4F complex. The record is from RefSeq and is a predicted model, not a curated record. NCBI's taxonomy places the organism in Eukaryota, Metazoa, Arthropoda, Insecta, Coleoptera, Lampyridae. Bases 125 to 811 code for a protein of 228 amino acids.
AUAACUCGGUUCACUUUUCCAAAUUCAAUAAAAGGCAGUAACGGACGUACGUAAUUUCGAAAAAAUUUUAAACUGAAAUCUGUGAUAGAAUUUUAUUUUAUAAUAUCGUAAAGGAGCUCAUAAAAUGUCGAAUAAAUUCAACGCCUUGAAACACCAUGUCGAAAAUUCAGAUCGUUCCGACAGCGGGAGUGGAGAUGAUGACUUGGGUUGCAACAUACUAGAUCUCGGUCCUGUCGAAUAUCCUGCGGGCGAACAUCGUUUACAACACCCCUACUGUUUGUGGUUCUCAAAACGACAGACUCUUGUACGUAAUCCGCAAGUACAGGCAACAGAAGGAUACGGGCAAAGUUUGAGGCUCGUCGGUCAAGUGGCGACUGUCGAACAGUGGUGGGGUUUAUAUAUUCAUGUAGUACGUUUACAUGAUUUACCUCAACACACGGACUUGCACUUAUUCAAAAAGGGGAUUCGACCGAUGUGGGAGGAUCCUGCGAAUAGUAAAGGCGGAAAAUGGGUUAUACGAUUACGUAAAGGACAAGUAGGGAGAGCAUGGGAAAAUUUGUGCAUGGCAAUGUUAGGUGAACAAUUUGUGACAGGUAACGAAAUUUGUGGAGUAGUGGUUUCCAUUCGGUACCAAGAAGAUCAGUUAAGUAUUUGGAACAGAACAGCUUCCGAUCAGGCUACUACGGCACGUAUUCGCGACUCUCUGAAAAGAUUACUUAAUUUACCAGCUACUGCGACAAUGGAGUAUAAAACACAUAACGACAGUCUCAAAGCAUGGAAAACAAUUCCUAGUGGUGUAUUAAAAAGUUGAUUCAAGUUUGCCAAUUGAAAGAUUUACGCCAUUGUUAUAUGUUAACAAGUGUGUUAAAAUUAAAUACACUCUACAACUUUU